Molecule: messenger RNA, 2687 nt
Organism: Boleophthalmus pectinirostris (great blue-spotted mudskipper)
Lineage: Eukaryota; Metazoa; Chordata; Actinopteri; Gobiiformes; Gobiidae
Product: COUP transcription factor 2-like
Exons: 3
Coding region: 317-1615 (432 amino acids)
Biological process (GO): anatomical structure development; negative regulation of transcription by RNA polymerase II; cell differentiation
Molecular function (GO): zinc ion binding; RNA polymerase II cis-regulatory region sequence-specific DNA binding; nuclear receptor activity
Source: RefSeq, a predicted model, not a curated record
ACAUAAGGAACCUCAUCAUAGACUGCAACUAGAAGAUUCGUAUGUGGCGUGGAUGGAGACACUGAUUUGCGCAGCUUUCCCUCGUUAUGCCUGGAUGGAGUAGCAGUCAUCAGUCUGCAUGAAGCGUCAUUUGGAUUAUUAAAGCACUUUUCGUGGGACCUUCUACUACGUAUAGUCGAGUAUCUGGUCAUAUGAAAAGUAAAAAUUGUCCCACUGAGGUUGAUUGCUUCAAAAGUGUAAAUUCAUGCAGGUCAGACUUGUACUUUAGUUUCUAAGCGGACUGUCACUAUACGCGCAAAGUUUGAAAAUAGUCGAUAUGGCUAUGGUUGUGUGGAGAAACCCUGAAGGCGUGGGGGACUCCCAGGGGACCCUUUCGUCCCCCGUGUCCCAGGUUGCACCCCUACCCCUACCCGGGGAUCUGGUGGGACACAUGAACCCAACAGCCUCUCUGGAAAUCCCCGCGGCUCCAGCGGGAUCCCAGGGCGCAUCCAGCACCUCUGUCACUACACCCGGCAACGGGAACAACAACUCUUCCUCCUCUUCGUCGUCCUCCUCGUCCGGAGACAAGCAACAGAGCCAGCAGAUUGAGUGCAUCGUGUGCGGGGACAAGUCCAGCGGAAAGCAUUAUGGCCAGUUCACCUGUGAGGGAUGUAAGAGCUUCUUCAAACGCAGCGUCAGGCGGAACCUGACCUAUACUUGCCGGGCCAACAGGAACUGUCCCGUGGACCAGCACCACCGCAACCAGUGCCAGUACUGCCGCCUCAAGAAGUGUCUCAAAGUGGGCAUGCGGAGAGAAGGUACAGUGCACACCGCAGCUGUGCAGAGAGGCCGUGUGCCCACUCAGUCUUAUCACGGUCAGUUCGCUUUGACAAACGGGGACCCUCUGCAGUGCCACUCGUAUCUGUCCGGAUACAUCUCGCUGCUGCUACGGGCCGAGCCUUACCCCACCUCCAGGUUUGGCUCCCAGUGCCUCCAGAACAACAACCUAAUGGGCAUCGAGAACAUCUGCGAGUUGGCGGCGCGGAUGCUCUUCAGCGCAGUGGAGUGGGCCCGGAACAUCCCAUUCUUUCCUGAUCUGCAGGUACCGGACCAGGUCGCCUUAUUGCGCCUCACUUGGAGUGAACUGUUCGUGCUUAACGCGGCGCAAUGCUCCAUGCCCGUACACGUCGCCCCACUGUUGGCCGCCGCCGGGCUACACGCUUCCCCCAUGUCCGCUGACCGCGUAGUGGCCUUCAUGGAUCACAUCCGGGUUUUCCAGGAGCAGGUGGAGAAGCUCAAGGUGCUCCACGUGGACUCAGCAGAGUACAGCUGCAUCAAGGCCAUCGUCCUGUUCACAACAGAUGCCUGCGGUCUGUCGGACGUGGCUCACGUGGAGGGUCUGCAGGAGAAGUCGCAGUGUGCUCUGGAGGAGUACGUGAGGAGCCAGUAUCCCAACCAACCCACCAGGUUUGGAAAGCUGCUCCUACGCCUGCCCUCUCUGCGCAGCGUCUCUUCCUCUGUCAUAGAGCAGCUCUUCUUUGUGCGUCUGGUGGGAAAGACUCCCAUAGAAACUCUUAUAAGAGACAUGCUGCUGUCUGGGAGCAGCUUCAACUGGCCGUACAUGCCUAUUCAGUAGAAGAAGCUACCACGGUGCUAUAAGGUCAGGAACGGUCCCAUACCUCAAAUUCAGCCAACUGAACUACUGCAUCUGUAAACCUGCUGUUUCUAACAAGGGAAACACUGCACUCGCCACUGGGAAUAUGAUUGACUUCUCUCUGGAAGCAAACCACAGAAUUUCCCUUGUUAGAAUGGAGUCACUUGUGAGAGUACUAACUGCAUACGGCAUGGACCUGCCCUGUGUGGGACUACUCACAUUCUGUGUGGUUUGGGAUAACAAACUAUAUUUAUUGGACCUUGUGUGUAUUUAUCGUGCUCGUAAAUUAUGAUUUUGAUCCUUUUCCACUAUUUCUGUAUUUCUUGCCCCAAGUAGUGAAAAAACUGCAGGGAAUAUCUUGUGUCAAUUUUUUUACACCUUCUGAACGAUACGGCACUUUGAAAAAAAAACAUUUUUUUAUGUUAACCAGUGUUUCAAAUGCAACAUUUACAGGUUGGUUGCAGGUUUAUGUCACUUUAACUCAAGUUUUGGAAUGAAAAUGGAUGAGAUUACGCUGUUUUUGUUGCUUUUGUUUUAUUUGUAAAAGAAAUACAGCAAGGCAACUAAAACAGGGAAGUAAUAACAUUUUAUAUAGAUUUAUUGGGAACCAUUGUGGUUAUGGCAGUAACUUUUCCUCUUAUAAUAUUUUCUAUAUGGUAUUUUUGUCUUCUUUUUUUGUAAAGUGUAAAGGACAUAUUUCUAUCUUUCGAACCAGAAUGGCAACACUUUUUUAUGUCUACAUUUGUCAACACUACUUUAAACCUGGGUGUUUUCGUUUAUGCAUCCAAAGUCAUCUCUCUUUUACACUGUUGACAUUGACCCAGGUGAGCGGCUAUAUGAGUUAGACACAUCAACAGCAUAUUGGGAGUGGUGAUGUUUACAGUGUCCCAGAGGUGAGGGUUUUGGAUAGGAGAGAGGUGACAUGAGCCCAGCUACUUUCGGGCACCACACACCACUGCAGGGUAUUGCUCUUAAAUUUGAGUAUCGUAUGUGUGCGUGCAUGCGUUUGUGUGGCUGAAUGUUUUUGUGCUUACUUCUUUCUGACAACACUCUG